AUGGGAAACUGCAACAACUCGACUGUGGAGCAACUACAAGCUUGUGAGAGUCAUCAGUGGUACAGAAAAUUCAUGACCGAGUGCCCAUCUGGACUCCUCACCUUCUACGAGUUCAAGAAGUUCUUUGGCUUGAGGAAUCUGUCAGAGACAUCAAAUGCCUACAUUGAGACUAUGUUUACAACAUUUGAUAUGAACAACGAUGGCUUCAUUGAUUUCAUGGAGUAUGUGGCCGCUCUGAGCCUGGUGCUAAAAGGAGGAGUGCAGCAGAAGCUCCGCUGGUACUUCAAACUGUAUGAUAUUGAUGGAAGUGGCUGCAUCGACCGUGAAGAGCUGCUUCUGAUAAUUAAGUCUAUCCGUGCGAUCAAUGGAGUUCCUCAUGAGAUGUCAGCAGACGACUUUGCCAACAUGGUGUUUGAAAAGAUUGACAUCAAUGGAGAUGGUGAACUGUCCUAUGAGGAGUUCAUGGAGGGGGUCCAGAAUGACGAAAUGCUCCUGAAGACACUAACAGAGAGUUUGGACCUCACACACAUUGUCCAAAAGAUUCAAGGAGAGAUAAGGGCCAACACUUAGUGUUUCCAGCUUUGGAGACUACACCAAUAGCGGAAAUAUACAUUUUUAUGUGACUGUUCACACACAGCUGAAUGAGUGAAGAUGUGGGUUCAGAAUGAUCCACAAAUCAUUAUCAGGAUCAGUCUGUAAAUGUACAGGAACAGCUGGACUGUUUUGGUUUUUACUUCUUCCUCCAAUUAUGACAAUGGUUAUUCUUCCAUUUCCAGUUGUACUUUGUAGUUGCCCUUAAGAUUUAA
This is a messenger RNA of Seriola aureovittata, 806 nucleotides long. RefSeq names its product guanylyl cyclase-activating protein 1 (gene guca1ab.2). The record is from RefSeq and is a predicted model, not a curated record. The transcript has 4 exons. Gene Ontology annotation, cellular component: cone photoreceptor outer segment; photoreceptor inner segment. Lineage: Eukaryota; Metazoa; Chordata; Actinopteri; Carangiformes; Carangidae. The coding region runs from base 1 to 570 and encodes 189 amino acids. Gene Ontology annotation, molecular function: calcium ion binding; calcium sensitive guanylate cyclase activator activity. Gene Ontology annotation, biological process: positive regulation of guanylate cyclase activity; visual perception.